Messenger RNA from Tigriopus californicus, 1861 nucleotides. Its product is annotated as transcription factor Maf-like. Gene Ontology annotation, molecular function: DNA-binding transcription factor activity, RNA polymerase II-specific; RNA polymerase II cis-regulatory region sequence-specific DNA binding. NCBI's taxonomy places the organism in Eukaryota, Metazoa, Arthropoda, Copepoda, Harpacticoida, Harpacticidae. Gene Ontology annotation, biological process: regulation of transcription by RNA polymerase II. The coding region runs from base 212 to 964 and encodes 250 amino acids. Gene Ontology annotation, cellular component: nucleus. The transcript is spliced from 3 exons. The record is from RefSeq and is a predicted model, not a curated record.
AAGAAGAAGAAGAACGGCUUGACACAUUCGAGAAAGACUUGACUUUUAAGGAAUAAUAGUGUUGGUGUGGCUGGCGGAAGCCCUCGCUUUAGGUCGUGAUCAAGUCGCCCUUUGUCAACAACCUCUGGCAUUUUCUGAACCUCCGCCAGCAUCAUCAUCAUCAUCAUCAUCAUCAUCACCAUCAUCAUCCACACCAACGAGAGCAACAAGCAUGAAGAAGAGCAACUCGUCUAGUCUGGGAUUGGGACCAAAUGAAGUCGGGAGUGAGAACAAUCUGUUAAACCCGAGUGCCAGCUCAGCCUAUGACCUUCAUUUGCGCAUGUCCGCGGCUGCCACGUCAGUGCACCAUUCACACCUCCACGGACACGCGCAUAACCCGUUCUUGGAUCCCCUGGGCAUGCACCACCAAGUUCAGCAACACCAACAGGCCUAUCAAGGACAUCACCCUCACUUGGGGGGCGGUCCGGGAUUGGGCAAUAACGGGGGCCCCUCUGGCUCCGGCAACCACCCAGGCAGUGGCGGCGGUGGGGCCAGUGGUGGAGGCAGUGCCGACCCUGGAGGCCUGCAUCAGCUGACAUCGGCUGGCCCGGCUGGCCCGGCCAACGCGUCCUCGGGCUCGGUACUAACGGGUGGGUCCAUGGACGGGAAGCUGUCUCGCCCCAUUUCGCCGGCCAUGAUCCAAUGCGGAAUCACAGAUGAGGAGCUGGUCACCUUGUCGGUCCGUGAUCUGAACCGGCAACUCAAAAUGCGCGGUUUGAACCGCGACGAGAUCACCACCAUGAAGCAGAGACGCCGGACGUUGAAGAAUCGGGGUUACGCGGCUAGUUGUCGAAUCAAACGCCUGGAACAAAAAGGAGACCUCGAGCACGAAAAGGGCAAGGAAUACGAGAACCUCGAUCAAGUCCAGACAUUCAACGCAUGGGCGAGGAAGUCCAAGGUCUGCACCGCAAAUUCGACGCCUUGAAACGGUUCGCCAACCAGAAGAAGAUCCGGCUACCCGUGGAAUUCGAACAGUAUUAGAGCCAGGAAGCCGUCAGGCCUCUCAUAAUUCCACGUACCAUAAUGACCUCAUACUUUCAUGUCCAUUCCAAGUGUGUUUAUUUCUAUUGAUGCUCCCAUUGAGUGAGAGUGGCUGGCUCAAUACCGCACACAAACACACACACACACACACACACAGGCACGCACCACCCGCUUGAGAAACACGUUUUCCCGUAAGGGGCGCUGCUCAAUGAGAACCGGCCAGAUUCAUGACUCGAGGAGUCAAGGAGUCGAGCAGUCGAGCAGUCGAGCAGUCGCUUUUCUUGAGUUCAAGUUCGUGAGUGAGUGCGUGCAUGCGUGCGCAUUGUUUGUUUAGUUUGAUCCAUUCAUUGGAGGGUAAUUAUCACUCCGCCUCGUUCCUGUAAAAAGUACUGUGAUCUGCCCCGAGGACUGGAACCAUGAAGAUCACGAAUCUCGUUUUGAAUGGUGGAACAACCACCACCACCACCACCACCACCACCACCACCACCACCACCCGGUCCAAAAGGGCCCUCAGAACGAAGGGAGUGGGAACGGUUGGUUUUCCAAACAAGAGCAAGAAGAACCUGGAAGAAGAGAUGAGAAAAGAAACAAGUGCCAGACACCGUGAAGAUGACGUGUUUCCCCGUUAACCUGCAUCAACAUUGCUGAACACGUUUGGAGCCAAUUUGAUUUGGGUUAAUGGUCGGAGCACGUCAUAUCAGAGCCACGAGGUCCAAGUCUUCUCUUUCCCAUGUCCAUGCAGCCAGUCCGUAUGCAUAAACGAGUAAGUCUCCAUCGACUCGAUCCAAAUCCAGUUCUCUUGUAUCACCUUUGAUGAAAUAAACAAAGUUCUCUACGCAUC